GCGGCUGCGGGGACCACUGCGCGGCGGCAGCGAUGGACCUGCCCGGGCCGGCGGGACCUGUCGGAGCGGCCGCUCGCCGCCACCUGUGAACAGCCUCAGCCCCUCGUCGCUCAGCGCAGCGCCCCGCCACUCGCCGGCACGCCUCCCUCACCGCCCGCAGGACCCGGCGGCCCCAUGGGGAGCCGGAGAGCCGUCUGAGCCGGCACCCCCUCGACGCAGCGCGGCGUCCCGGGCCGUCCCGCACCGCACCCUCCCGCGGAGCGCGUCCCCCGGCGGCGUGCGGAGAGGAGGGGCGGGAGCCAGCGGCGCCUCUGCGCGUGUGGGAGCAACAGCGUGAGGAGCGGCAGCCUGCGCCCUGGAGCGAGCUCCCGAAGGAUGGGCGAGGAGGCGGCGGCGGCAGCGCUCGCGCAGAUGGGCCAGCGGAGGAUGAAUUAGGAGCCACAGAAGGCUGCUGCCGGCACCGCGGGGGGAAGAGGAGAGGAAGGGGCUGGACUUGGAAGAGGAGGAGGAGGAGGAGGAGGACUCGUCCUCCUCCCCCGUCAAUGUGCCCAAGAUGGAUGCGCUCAUCAUCCCGGUGACCAUGGAGGUGCCCUGCGAUAGCCGCGGACAGCGCAUGUGGUGGGCUUUCCUCGCCUCAUCCAUGGUCACUUUCUUUGGGGGACUGUUUAUCAUUCUGCUGUGGAGGACCCUCAAGUACCUGUGGACUGUCUGCUGCCACUGCGGGGUCAAAAACAAGGAGGCCCAGAAGAUUAAUGGUGGUGGAGAUACGCAGGCAGAUGGGGCCUGCAAACCAACAGAUGAAAAAGAGGAGAACGUGGCAGCAGAAGUGGGAUGGAUGACCUCCGUGAAAGACUGGGCAGGAGUCAUGAUAUCUGCCCAGACACUAACUGGCAGAGUACUUGUUGUCUUAGUCUUCGCUCUUAGUAUUGGUGCUCUUGUAAUAUACUUCAUAGAUUCAUCAAACCCAAUAGAAUCCUGCCAGAAUUUCUACAAAGAUUUCACAUUACAGAUUGACAUGGCUUUCAAUGUGUUCUUCCUACUCUACUUCGGCUUGCGUUUCAUAGCAGCCAAUGACAAGCUAUGGUUUUGGCUUGAAGUCAACUCAGUAGUAGAUUUCUUCACGGUCCCUCCAGUGUUUGUUUCAGUAUAUUUAAACAGAAGUUGGCUUGGUUUAAGAUUUUUAAGAGCCCUUAGACUGAUACAGUUUUCAGAAAUAUUGCAGUUUCUGAAUAUCCUUAAAACAAGUAAUUCCAUCAAGCUAGUGAAUCUGUGCUCUAUAUUUAUCAGCACAUGGCUGACAGCAGCUGGGUUCAUACAUUUGGUGGAGAACUCAGGGGAUCCUUGGGAAAAUUUCCAAAAUAAUCAACAGUUAACAUAUUGGGAAUGUGUUUAUUUACUGAUGGUUACAAUGUCCACUGUUGGUUAUGGAGAUGUUUAUGCAAAAACAACCCUUGGUCGCCUUUUCAUGGUCUUCUUCAUCCUUGGGGGAUUGGCCAUGUUUGCCAGCUACGUCCCUGAAAUCAUAGAGUUAAUAGGAAACCGCAAGAAAUAUGGUGGUUCCUAUAGUGCGGUUAGUGGAAGAAAGCACAUAGUUGUCUGUGGUCACAUAACACUUGAAAGCGUGUCCAACUUCCUGAAGGACUUCCUGCACAAGGAUAGGGAUGAUGUUAACGUAGAAAUCGUCUUUCUGCAUAAUAUCUCCCCUAACCUUGAGCUGGAAGCUCUUUUUAAACGACACUUCACUCAGGUGGAAUUUUAUCAGGGUUCAGUCCUUAAUCCCCAUGACCUGGCAAGAGUAAAGAUAGAGUCAGCAGAUGCGUGCCUAAUUCUUGCCAAUAAAUACUGCGCUGACCCAGAUGCUGAGGAUGCCUCCAAUAUUAUGAGAGUUAUUUCAAUAAAGAAUUAUCAUCCGAAGAUAAGAAUUAUCACUCAGAUGUUGCAGUAUCACAAUAAGGCUCAUCUGUUAAAUAUUCCAAGCUGGAAUUGGAAGGAAGGGGAUGAUGCGAUCUGUCUUGCUGAGCUCAAGCUGGGUUUCAUAGCUCAGAGUUGCCUGGCACCAGGCCUUUCAACAAUGUUAGCCAACCUCUUUUCCAUGAGAUCAUUCAUAAAGAUUGAGGAGGAUACAUGGCAGAAAUACUAUCUGGAAGGAGUUGCAAAUGAAAUGUAUACAGAAUAUCUGUCUAGUGCCUUUGUGGGUUUGUCCUUCCCUGCAGUUUGUGAACUGGUGUUUGCGAAACUAAAGCUCUUAAUGAUAGCCAUAGAAUACAAGUCGGAAAAAAGAGAAAGCAGAAGCCGAAAGCGUAUAUUGAUCAAUCCUGGAAACCAUGUGAAGAUUCAAGAAGGUACCUUAGGAUUCUUCAUUGCAAGUGAUGCCAAAGAAGUAAAAAGGGCAUUUUUUUACUGCAAGGCCUGCCAUGAUGACAUCACAGAUCCCAAAAGGAUAAAAAAGUGUGGCUGCAAACGGCAAGUAAAGAAUGCAGCUAGAUCAAGUUACCCAAAAAGCUCAUAUCAAUUCAAGAAUACAACUACUAUUGCACUGGUUGGUGCCAAGUCCACUGAAGGAGCCCCGGAACCUGUUCCACUUGUUAAUAACCGUAAAGGGAGCCUCUUCCUGCCCAACAAUCCCUCGCUGCUGCAACUUAAUUUACUGAAUUCUGUUGAACAAGGAAAAUCUACCUACUGUAGAUUGCAAAGGGCACUCAGCUUGCCUGUAAAAUAUCGCUACCACUCCCAAAAGCCCGGGUUGAACCAAGAUCUCCUUGAAGAUGAGCAGCCGUCAACACUAUCACCCAAAAAAAAGCAACGAAAUGGAGGCAUGCGAAAUUCACCCAACUCCUCACCCAAACUGAUGAGGCAUGACCCCUUGUUAAUUCCUGGCAAUGAACAGAUUGACAAUAUGGAUGCCAAUGUGAAAAAAUAUGACUCUACGGGAAUGUUUCAUUGGUGUCCAGCCAAGGAUAUUGAAAAGGUCAUUUUGACUCGAAGUGAAGCAGCGAUGACAGUUUUAAGUGGGCAUGUAGUCGUUUGCAUAUUUGGGGAUGUUAAAUCUGCUUUGAUUGGAUUAAGAAAUUUAGUGAUGCCAUUACGAGCCAGCAACUUUCACUACCAUGAACUCAAGCACAUUGUGUUUGUGGGUUCACUUGAAUACCUGAGAAGGGAAUGGGAGACCCUGCAUAACUUCCCCAAGGUUUCAAUCUUGCCUGGUACACCAUUAAGUCGGGCUGAUUUAAGGGCUGUCAACAUCAACCUCUGCGACAUGUGCGUUAUCCUGUCAGCCAAUCAGAAUAAUAUUGAUGAUGCUUCGCUGCAGGACAAGGAAUGCAUCUUGGCGUCACUCAACAUCAAAUCUAUGCAGUUUGAUGACAGCAUUGGGGUCUUGCAGGCUAAUUCCCAAGGCUUUACACCCCCUGGUAUGGAUAGGUCAUCUCCAGACAACAGUCCUGUCCACGGCCUGUUACGUCAACCCUCCAUUACAACAGGAGCCAACAUCCCUAUUAUAACAGAGCUAGCUAAGCCUGGCAAACUUCUGCCUUUGGUUUCAAUCAGUCAGGAAAAAAACAGUGGAACCCACAUUCUAAUGAUAACUGAACUGGUAAAUGAUUCAAAUGUUCAGUUCUUGGACCAAGAUGAUGAUGAUGAUCCAGAUACAGAACUGUACCUCACGCAGCCCUUUGCAUGUGGAACCGCAUUUGCUGUCAGCGUGCUGGACUCUCUCAUGAGCGCAACAUACUUCAAUGACAAUAUCCUCACACUGAUACGGACAUUGGUAACAGGAGGAGCCACACCAGAGCUGGAAGCACUGAUUGCCGAGGAAAAUGCUUUGAGAGGAGGUUACAGCACGCCCCAGACACUUGCAAACAGGGACAGGUGUCGAGUUGCUCAGUUGGCUUUGUAUGAUGGGCCAUUUGCAGACCUAGGGGAUGGAGGCUGCUAUGGAGAUCUAUUUUGUAAAGCACUGAAAACAUACAAUAUGCUUUGCUUUGGAAUUUAUCGAUUAAGGGACGCUCAUCUAAGUACUCCCAGCCAAUGCACUAAACGUUAUGUUAUCACAAACCCACCAUAUGAGUUUGAGCUUGUGCCGACAGACUUGAUCUUCUGUUUGAUGCAAUUCGACCACAAUGCUGGCCAGUCCCGGGCCAGUCUUUCUCAUUCCUCCCAUUCCUCCUAUUCUUCCAGCAAGAAGAGCUCAUCAGUUCACUCCAUCCCAUCAACAGCAAACCGACCGAACCGCACCAAGACCAGGGAUUCCCGGGAAAAACAGAAUGCAACAAGGAUGAAUAGAAUGGGCCAAGCAGAAAAGAAAUGGUUUACAGAUGAACCGGAUAAUGCCUAUCCCAGAAACAUUCAAAUCAAGCCCAUGAGCACCCACAUGGCCAAUCAGAUCAAUCAAUACAAAUCGACAAGCAGCUUGAUACCACCAAUCAGAGAAGUUGAAGAUGAAUGUUGACUCCUUCGAGGCCAGAACUAUUUUUUUAAAGCCUGACAAACUUCAUGAAUGGUGAUGUGACAUUUAUUCCUCUUACAUGCUGAACCACUGAUGGAGAAGUUACGAAGGGCAAGAGUAAUGGAAAAAUAAAGUAGACAGAUCUUUGUUUGUCUGCCUUUAAUAUUGCUUCCACGUAUUUUGGAAAAUAUUUCAUUUAUAAAUGAACAUAAUCAGAACUAGUCAUGUAUAGCCUCUAGCAUUUUAAAUUAUUUUUAUUUAUUAGAAAAAAAUAUAUUUUUUCUUUUUUUUUUUCAUCGUCAAGUAUUUUCCCUUAAAAAAAACUGCAUAUGUGGCCGGACUCCUAAGAAAUAUCAGAAAAACAACCACACUUCAGUCUUUGGCUUAAAGGAGAAUGAUGGUCACAGUAAUAAGGACAUAUAGUUAAGGGAGAGAAAAGAUACAUUUAAAAAUAAAUAAAGGUCCAACUUGUAUUUUAGUAAAUCAAAAAAAAAAAAAAAAAAAGUUCACCAACAUGUUUCUUUACUGGAGGAUGUGUAUUUUGUUCAGCAUUGACACCAGCUCUUAAUAAACUAAACUUAUUUAUUUUCAAUGUUGAAAGUCAUAUUUUUGUAUGUGUAACAUUCUGUUGAGAUGUCCUUAGUUUUAUUACCAUACACAGCUCACCACCAUGGUCAGGUCCAGCCACCCCACACUGAGCAAUCCCUGCAGAAGGACUGCAUCCUCUGUGACACUAAGCAUAGCAAACACCAUCCUGAGUCAGGGACAUGGCAAGGUGCUCCCAAGCAGCACUUAUUAUAAAUGGCAAACCUGGCAAUUCUGUGCUGCCUGACAGCCAUCAGCUGUUGGUAAUUCCAGGCAGUUCCUCUUCUUUUAACACCUAUUACAGUGCUUUAAGGAAGGGUGCAUAAACAGUGCAUGAACUCAUAAGUCAUAUGCCUUCUCAUCUAUCAUAUUUUGUUGUUUUCUUACUUCAAAAGUGCUGAUGGUCCCAUAUCUGUCUUGCUUAUCUGACUCAAAUGCCUCCUGAUCAGCCAUGAGCUUUAUCUCCAGACCUUUGUUGAUAGUACACCUCAGUGGGAGGCACACUGAGGUUCCUUUGAUGAGUUCAGGUCAGAAUAGAAGCAUCUGGCUUAGCUUCAGUUUCACAACCUCUCAACGUAAUGUUAUCAGUUGACUUUUGUACCAAGCAACAUCAUAUUUUAACGUUUUUCCCCUCCUUAAUUUCUUUCUUUCAUUUUACUUUGCUGGGAUACUAGAUACAAAAGUACAGAAAUAACCAAAUCAAAAUAAAAGUAACGAAUGUAUCUAUAAUGUUAACUUACAAAAGGCCUUUGACAGGUGCCUUUUGUGUCAGCAGUUUCACAAAGUUGCCAACAAGCUUUAUAGCCAUCAGACAAAGAUGUGAUGUUUCAUAUCUGUGCUGCAGUAUCUAUUCACCCAAGUAUUUGAUGUUCUAAAUGAUUGAGUAAUGCUCUCUAUAUCUCAGAUUAGCAACAUCUGACACAACUGUGUGAAUAGUAAAAAUUGAAACAUUUUUAAAAAGGCUGUUCUACUGAGGAUUAAAACAAAAACCUAGGACCCAAACAUCAGGAAAAGCAGAUUUCCAUUGUGCAAGUCAACUUCAGGCUUUGUAAUUUUGCAGAACUGUGAAAUACCACAUUAAAACAUGCUGUGGUAUUUUUAUCAUUAGAGAAGUAUCAGCGAAUCAAACAAAUAAAAAACAGAUGAUACUAAUUUACUGUGAAAACAAUUAUGUCCACUAUAUAAUCCAACAUUUAAGCUAAACUAUCUCAGCUUCAAUGUUUGUCCACAGGCUGCGAUACAAAUAUAGCCACACUACCACCUAACAGGCUUUAUUCCGGAGUGACUUCUUGGACUGUGAUUACUUUGUUGUUACAUUUUGUAGAGUAGUUAUCUAAACAAAAAUAACAGGAAUUGUUAUACAGUAUAUGUAAAAUUGGAUUGCUUAGGAUAUUUCACCCUCCUGCAAAGAAACAAAACAAUUUAAGCAGUUUUUCAUUACAAUUAUUUAGGCCGUGGUUAUCAUAUUUCACAUUCCCAAAACAAAAUACAAUUCUGCUGAGUUCUUCCACUCUCUUCCACUUGAGCUAUUAACUUGCUAUAAUCUGCAUCCAGAUUCUGUGUUGGGUCACGUUAAGCCUUUACUUUGAAGUCAGUGCUCCUUUUUCAUUUAUGAACUGCAUUUAUAUUAAACACAGUGAAAAAAGCUGGUCCUCCAUACAGGUGAAUUUCUGAAAUUUGUGUUUGGCUUCCACAUCUGUAUACAAAUUAUCUUUUUUAGAAGACGGCUGUUUAAUUGUAUGUGUACUUUAUCAUAGAUGGUGCCAUUUCUGAAUAUCUGUCCUUCAGAAGUGAGUACUCAAAUUAUAAAAUGCACUAAUGAAUCAAACACAAUAGUCCUACAUCACUAAGGUUUGUGUGUCUGUCCAGUUUAACUAUCAUACAUCAAAAUGCCAUGCUGCCAUCUCUACACAACUAAAGGAUAAGCUCUGAUCACUCUAUGUAGGAAGAUAGAACAAUAAACAAAGAGCAAGAAACAGAAACACAGGUAUAAGUAUGCUUUUUGCACUUCCCAUUUGUAGAAAACCUAAGAGUAAUCACUGAUCUUUACUUUCUCCUCUUCUCGGUGAUCAGAGACUCAGGACUAGUUUCUGGGAAUUAGAUGGGGGAGUAAGUAGGAAGCUCAGUGGAAAUCUUUGCUUAGAGCCAUUAAACACCUCAAUAAGGUCAGCACCAAUGCUUGGAAAUAUUAUAUUACAUCUUGGCAAGUGGCUGGGAAGGUGGCCUAAAUGAUAUGUGACAGGAAACACGAUGAUUGAUAGAUAAAUAAAUUUUUGAGCCUCUUAAAUAUUUCUUACCUUCUGUCAAAUGAGAAGAAAAAAAAAUUGGAUUUUAACUUUCUCAUUAGUUGCAUGCAUGAUCAAUCCAGGCUAAACAAUUUUUCGUAAAUCAGGUAUUGGAUUGCGUGUGCACAUGUGAGCGUGUGUUUGCAUAUGUAUUGACAUAUAUGUGUUGACAUAUAUAUCCAGGUAUGGAUACAUGUACACAUAUUUGGUGUUUGUCUUAGCCUUUGAUACCGGUCAGAAUCAUCACAAGAAGCAUGGCAUUAUGUUUUAUGAGGGUGAGGUGAAGACAUACACAAAGUGAAUGUAUGUUAUUUAUGGGCUAGCACGUGGAGAGACUGAACCUACCAGUCUUGUCUGGUUUGAGCAAAGAGAAGCUGUAUGUUGGUUGGCUAUAUACUGCCAUUGCAGUGACAGCACACUGCUGGCCACUCCUCACAAAUGCACGUGCUUACCUGCUUGCAUAUGACCUGCAAGCCUACAGGGCUCUGUCUUGUGUUUGGUGUUUUAAUUCAGCCCCCAAAGCUUUGGGCGAAGCACCAUGCACAUUCUCCAACAUCUAAGCACAGCAAAUGUGAAUGUGGAAAAAAUGUUCAGAGCCUAAAUGUGAUGUUAAAGGCCUCGAUGUGACUGUUUUACUGUUGCUUGUAAAGUGAUGGGUAAACAAUAUAUUUACUGGGGAAAAAAAAAAAAAAAAAAAAAAAAAAGCCUAUAGGAAAAUAUAGAGAAUUCAAUUAUAGAAGAAAUGAUGCAAACAUUUCCUUGAAUGUUAAAAAGACUUUCCAGAAAUGUCACCCCUGUGUUGACAGCUCUUGCUUUUUCCACUCAACUGCUCUGGUCAAACAGCAGAAUGUGAAUGUGGCUCAAAGUACAGGCUUCUUUGUCCAGGGUAUGGUCAUAUACUACAUAGACAAGGUCAUUAUUCUGCCUAUGGUACAAAGAGACUCUGCAAGCCCUGCUAGCCUGAAAGACAUGAGCAUGGUGAUAAGGAGUGAGAGUGUGUCAAUGAAACCCAGGGCAUCCCUAGCUCAUAGCUAUUUCCUAUUUCUGUUUGAUGGGAAAAAAAGCAUUGUUUAUUCAAGCUGAAGGCCAUAAAAUUAACAGUGAUGAAGCCCCUGCUCAGCCUUAUUGAGCCCCACAGAUUGCUCAAAACAGGUGCCGAGUAUUCACUAGCUUACAGGCUGCUGUAGUAGCUGUGGCUGUGCAAGGUUUAGCCACACUAAAAAUCUUUUUUUCCCCUAUUUUUUGCUUUUUUAUUAAAAAAUAAAUAAAAAAUAAAAAGCAACACAGUCACUCAAACAUGCAUGGGAAAAGGUGCAACUGUCAUUGGCCAUACACAGAAAAGAGAAAAUGUGGUUUGUAUGUAAUACUCAAUGAGACACUGCAACAAGAGCAUCCUACAGACUGAUGGAUGGUAAGGAGAGGUAGUUGUUCUAGGUGAGGUGAGUUUUUUUUGCCAGAGUAAGGAGUAUUCUCAUUUCUUGAAGUCCUUAUAGAGAAGGAGAAGGAAGGGAAAGUGUAAGAACGUGUUCUCAUUCACAGGGACUGUUUUUGUUGGGUUUUGUAUCUGUGUGCAUCUGUGAACAGUGUCUAGCCAAUACUGCAAUAACUGGAUGCAUAAACUAAUGCAUGAUAAAAGCAAUAACGUAAAAAAUAGGUAAUUGUGCAUGUCUGUCUGUUUUCACUAUCUGUUCACUCACCAUUUAAUUCAUAAACUUGUAAACAACUUCCCUCUUACAGCCUAUUCACAUGGACUCAGAAAACAGCAAACACAUGCUCUCUCCAUGAAGCAUGUUCAUAAUGGCUCUUGAAUAUCAAUGUAUUUGAAAUGAGCAAAUAACAAAGUUGAGGUGUGGUGGAUUUCAUUGUUAAGGCUCUUAUCAUUAUGAAUUUCUUCAGGAUCAAUAAUGUGUGUGUGUUCCAACUUUCAUUUCAAGUUUAAAAUGUACUUAAACAAAGCAACUAAGUGUGUGAAAGGGGAAAAGCUGGACAAAGUGAAAAAAGGAAAUCCUUCCCCUGAGUUAUAAUGGCCUGGAAACAUCUGUCCGUGACAACGGCAGACACAUGAAAAAAAAAGAAAAAAUACAACCCACGUCAGGUGAAAGGAGAGUUCUUGAUAUUCCUUCUUUUGUUCUCCUCUCUCUGCCAUGUGAGCCAUCAUUCUCCCCAACAUUUGAAUGUAUUUUUAUUUUUAUAAAUUCCAAAGGUGUUUUAUCAAUCCCAGGUUCAGCAAGAAUUUUAAACAAAGUUAUAAAUGUAUGCUUCAUUUCUAGGUCUUUUAAUAUCCAGUUAGAAGGCAUAAAAUCAGUAGAAUUUUUCUACUGAGCAAUAUUAGUAGGUGUGGGUACAGCCCGUUUGAAAUGAAGAAAGGAAUGGAGAUGUUCAGCUGUGGCCACUGCCUAGGAACCUACAUGGGCCUAUAGUGUGGACAAUUCUACCCCAGCAUUUAUCAAAGCUAUAUUUAUAUAACUAAUGCAGCUAUCCUGCACAGAUAGAUCUUAUCUACUAUAGAACAUAUGGCCACAUUGAAACUAUAUAGUCUAUGAUGUUCAGUAGCCUAUAUAACCAAGUAAGUUCCACUGAAAUCAAUAGAUAGGACUGCUGGUCUUAUGUCUCUGCUUUAUCUAAUGGUGUACUACUGUUAACUGUCAAAUGAGAAGGGAUGGGGUUGGGGGGAGAAAGGAAAUACAUAUUUUUAUCACUUUGGGUCUAAUUAACAGUAACGCCUAACUUAAGAAUCUAAAAAGAGUAACGCUGUAUCUAAUUAGAGCCUCACUGAGGUUAAAAGAAAGCUUCUUACUGCUUCAAUCAAUGCAUUUUAGAGGAGAGCUUUAUAACUUAAAAAACAAAACAAAACACUAAACAACACAAUAUAUAGGCAGUUGAGUGCAUAUAAUAGAAAAAUAGAUUUUUGAGAAAUUAAAAAUUGGGCAUAUGAGCAUUUUGUUAACUGGACAAUAACUGUAAGGAAUAACACAAAAAUGUCAGCAGAAGUUGUCUCAAGCAGCAGUUCAAAAAUGUUGCUUCUGCUAUGGUUUUGCUUGGAACACACAUGCUUAACCAAUGCAAAUAAUCUAAACUCAGUCAAAAGAAGUUGACAUAACCUUGACUUUUGCAUUUUCACAGAGUUCAAGGCUGAUAUUUUUUUUCUUCUUUCAGAAAAUAAAUACACAAACUUAUGCAUAUGAUAUAUUUUAAUGCUGCAUCUAUUUUAGUUAUAGUUUGGGGGUGGGCAUGGGCAGAGUACUCUGUUAACCAGCUAUCAAUUUACAAGAAAGUUCAUCAAGAAAAAGGAGUAUGACUUCAUCAUUUUACUUUUUGUCAUUAUGGAUUGAUGAGAGAGAUCAAAUGCUGGUGCUCAGAAAUGAUCUACCUGACUUUGUCAUAUGUAAUAAAUAUCCAGUGAUAAAUAUAUUGUCCUGUAAAAAAGGUUUGUACAUAACUUGUACAUGGUUUCAUUUUGUAUUUUUCUCAGAUUAAAAUUUAUGUAUUUGUGUUCUAAAA
This is a messenger RNA of Gallus gallus (chicken), 10815 nucleotides long. It is a transcript of the gene KCNMA1, whose product is annotated as potassium calcium-activated channel subfamily M alpha 1. The coding region runs from base 554 to 4447 and encodes 1297 amino acids. Gene Ontology annotation, molecular function: large conductance calcium-activated potassium channel activity. The record is from RefSeq and is a predicted model, not a curated record. Gene Ontology annotation, cellular component: postsynaptic membrane. The transcript has 33 exons. NCBI's taxonomy places the organism in Eukaryota, Metazoa, Chordata, Aves, Galliformes, Phasianidae. Gene Ontology annotation, biological process: transmembrane transport; potassium ion transport.